Molecule: messenger RNA, 1853 nt
Organism: Chiroxiphia lanceolata (lance-tailed manakin)
Lineage: Eukaryota; Metazoa; Chordata; Aves; Passeriformes; Pipridae
Gene: SREK1IP1
Product: SREK1 interacting protein 1
Exons: 6
Coding region: 446-910 (154 amino acids)
Molecular function (GO): nucleic acid binding; zinc ion binding
Source: RefSeq, a predicted model, not a curated record
CCUUCCCGUUGGUGGGCGGCUCCUGGAUGUAGAUGUUGCUCAUGGCGGUGAAAGGACCGUGGGACUACCGAACACCCGCCCGCGCCCGACCCUGGACUUCGCUGCUUAUCCAGCGCUUCCUACCGCGCACAGCCGCCAGCCAUUUUGGGCACCUAUACACAGCCCUGGGAAGGGGGGCGUGAGGCUGUCCAAGCCAGGAGGAGGGACGAAGAGAUGAGUCCCAGGCCGGAGUCUCUACGGGAGUCACUGCGAAAGGACGUCUUUUCGGAAAAAAACGAGGGCUUCUCCACACACCUGCAGUCCCUCCUCGAGCCUCCCGCCCGAGGGGCACUGAGGUCCCCCGCCUUCCCUGUGAGUGGCACGGUCCGGGAGUGCGCCGUGCAAAGCCUUCCGGCAGGGAGAGGCGUCGGUGCAGGCGCGGGCCGGAGGCGGCGGGAGCGGCGGGAUGGCCCUGCCGGGCGGAAAUAAGGAUAACAUCAGAGCAGGAUGCAAAAAGUGUGGUUACCCUGGUCAUUUGACAUUUGAAUGUCGAAACUUCCUCCGAGUAGAUCCUCAAAGAGAUAUUGUUUUAGAUGUUAGCAGCACUAGCAGUGAAGACAGUGAGGAAGAAGAACUACAGAGAUUGCAAGCCAUGCGUGAAAAAAAGAAUUUAAAUGAGGAGGAAGAAAAAAAGAAACAAAAAAGAAAAAACAAAGAGAAGACAAAAAGACUAAGGAAAAGAUCUUCCGCAUCAAGUUCAGUUGAAGAGGAGGGGCCAAAGUCAAAAAAACAAAAAUCACAUAAAAAAGAAAGGGAAAAGGGGAAAAAGCAUAAAUCUAAGAAAGAAAAGCAUCAUAAAAAGGAGAAAAAGAAGAGACGAAAGGAGAAAACUUCAUCUUCUGACAGUUCAGACAGUUCAAGUAGUGACUAAGAUACUGGUCUAUUUUUGUGUUCACUUCUGCAGAGAAGAAUUUUGACCAUCAGAGAAUUUCAACAAAGAAUAAAGUUGAGCUUUAAGAAACACAUUGUAUAUGGGGGUAGUUGUCCAGGAGAAGAUUUAGGCUGGAAAUUGGCAGAAACUUUCUUUACAUCAAAGAACUGCAGUCUUAGAAGAGCAAGAAAUAAAACUUCUGAAAGAAAGAGUUUAGUACAUGUAAUGGCUCAAAGAUAUGCUUGCAUGAGACAGCAACAGGUUACAAAUAAACACAUGCUCUCUUGGACACCAGAAUUCGCAUUACCACUGGUACUUAAGUACAUUUAAAAAGAAGGGAGAAAAUAUAAAUUUCAUGCCAAGAAAAUUUACAGAUGAUGCAAAAUAAGGUGAAGAUUCAAGGAGAAGACUGAUAGCUCAAAGCCAAACAAGUUCAGACAGGAAAAUGGAAAAUGUCUAAGACUGGCAAUAUGAGGCUAGAUCUGAACAGCAGAUUAUGCAUAUGCUAGGAACAGCUGUGGAACAAUUUAAAGUCAGUGUUAGAACUCUUGCCACACCAUGAUCCAUAGAAGAUAUCUCCUGCUCACUUGCAUUUAGCCAGGCUCAGUUUUUUUGAGGCAGAAAAGGAAGGUUCUGCUGGUAAAGGGUAAGUUUUGCUGCCUGUCAGUCAGUGCCUUCAAGAUUCUAGAACUACUUCCCAAAAUAAUGCUACAAAUAUCCUCACUGAAGUAACUCGGGACUAAGUGAGCAGAAAUACAUCUUUCAUUUGCUUCUGUUGCUUCUUGUUCAUGAAGCUGGACAAUGGAUAGGAUACCUCUUACAUAAUAAGGAAUCUCACCUUUACACUGACAAAAGACCAGUUGGUAUUUAAUGCAUCAUUGUACAGUUAUUUCUGGGAUGGAAAUGGGAUAGAAGUUGGUUCUUCUGUUUUUUCUGUUUUCUA